This is a messenger RNA of Apodemus sylvaticus (European woodmouse), 1818 nucleotides long. It is a transcript of the gene Mybph, whose product is annotated as myosin binding protein H. NCBI's taxonomy places the organism in Eukaryota, Metazoa, Chordata, Mammalia, Rodentia, Muridae. The record is from RefSeq and is a predicted model, not a curated record. The transcript is spliced from 11 exons. Gene Ontology annotation, molecular function: protein binding. Bases 42 to 1493 code for a protein of 483 amino acids.
CACUCCAGCUUGACCCCACCACACACUUACCAGCUAAAACAAUGACAGGAAAAGCCACCUCUGAGGCUUCUGUCUCUACUCCAGAGGAGACAGCACCUGAACCUGCCAAGGUGCCCACUACAGAGCCUUCUGGAGAGGUGGCAGCAUCAGAGUCCACGGGGCAAGAGGAGGUUCCAGAGCCGCAGAAGCCUCAGGCACAGGACCCUGCAGCCCCUGCAGCUUCUGCCGUGCCCGCAACCACUAAGCCUGAACCUCCAAGCGAAGAUGUCCCCAGUGCCCCACUGCAGCUGACCUUGGAGGAUGUGAGCCAGAGCUCCUUGACUGUGAGCUGGGAGCCCCCCGAGAGGCUGGGGAAGCUGGGGCUUCAAGGCUAUGUGCUGGAGUUCUGCAGAGAGGGAGCCUCAGAAUGGGUGCCUGUGAAUCCGCGGCCCGUGAUGGUGACCCAGCAGACGGUUCGAAACCUAGCCCUGGGAGACAAGUUGUUCGUGCGUGUGACUGCAGUGAGCUCCGCAGGGGCAGGCCCUCCAGCCGUGCUGGACCAGCCUGUCCACAUCCAAGAGAUCACUGAAGCCCCCAAGAUCCGUGUUCCCCGACACCUUCGUCAGACCUACAUCCGCCGGGUGGGAGAGUCAGUCAACCUGCAAAUCCCCUUCCAGGGGAAGCCCAAGCCACAGGUCUCUUGGACCCACAAUGGCCACGCCCUGGACAGCCAGAGAGUUAACGUGCGCAGCGGGGACCAAGACUCCAUCCUCUUCAUUCGCUCAGCUCAGCGCUCAGACUCGGGCCGCUAUGAGCUCACCGUGCAUCUGGAAGGCUUGGAAGCCAAGGCCAACAUUGACAUCCUGGUGAUUGAGAAACCCGGGCCCCCAAGCAGCAUCAGACUACUGGAUGUCUGGGGUUGCAAUGCUGCCCUCGAGUGGACGCCACCCCAGGACACAGGCAACACAGAGCUCCUGGGCUACACAGUACAGAAGGCAGACAAAAAGACAGGGCAAUGGUUCACAGUGUUGGAGCGCUACCACCCCACCACCUGCACCAUCUCAGACCUCAUCAUCGGCAACUCGUACUCUUUUCGGGUCUUCUCAGAAAACCUGUGUGGCCUCAGCGACUUAGCCACCACCACCAAGGAACUGGCUCACAUCCACAAGGCAGAUAUUACUGCCAAACCUAGAGAGUUUAUUGAGCGAGACUUCUCAGAAGCGCCCUCGUUCACCCAGCCCCUGGCUGACCACACCUCCACUCCUGGCUAUAGCACACAGCUAUUCUGCAGCGUCCGAGCAUCACCUAAGCCCAAGAUCAUCUGGAUGAAAAACAAGAUGGACAUCCAAGGUGACCCCAAGUACCGUGCCGUCUCUGAGCAAGGGGUCUGCACCCUGGAGAUCCGGAAGCCCAGCCCCUUUGAUUCUGGGGUCUACACUUGCAAGGCUGUCAAUGUGCUAGGGGAGGCUUCUGUGGAUUGUCGGUUGGAGGUUAAAGCUUCUGCUACACAUUGAAGAGCAACAGAGGCAGAGACUGGGACAAGGAGACAGCUUGGUCACAUACCAGGACGAAGAAGGACAUUCUCCGCCAGGUUCUGCAGACCUGAGGAUCAGGCCUCUAGGCAUCCCCAAGACCAAGAUACCAUAGGAACAGCUAAUGGGGAUGGACCUCCAGUACCUGCAGGCUCCAUCGACCACAUCCAUCCAGACCCAGGAGUGGGCCUGGCAGGCCCCAGGUCAUACCUUCUGGGUACAAGAGACCCCAAAGGUGCAGAGACUAGCACCCUCUGCAGAGCUGUACACUGUGUGAGAAGUAUUCAAAUAAAGGUGUGUGGUGUUA